Molecule: messenger RNA, 1386 nt
Organism: Thermothielavioides terrestris NRRL 8126
Lineage: Eukaryota; Fungi; Ascomycota; Sordariomycetes; Sordariales; Chaetomiaceae
Product: ribosome biogenesis protein Nhp2
Exons: 2
Coding region: 157-1023 (288 amino acids)
Biological process (GO): ribosome biogenesis
Cellular component (GO): ribonucleoprotein complex
Source: RefSeq, a predicted model, not a curated record
CCUUGCGCUACCAGCAUACAGAGGAAAUCAUUGUCUGCGAAAGACGCGAUCUAUCCUGAAGUUCCAGUGAUCACGGCAUUGAUAUCGGCGUCUUGAAUACAGAGUGAAUACCUGCCGGGGGAACAUUCCCUCCAUAUCACGAGACACAUCAGCAGCAUGGCGGCAGACGACAAGGUCGAGGUCGUCGACGACAAGAAGUUGAAGAAGGACAAGAAGAGCAAGGACAAGUCGGAGAAGAAGGAGAAGAAGGAAAAGAAGCGCAGUGACAGCGACGGCGUGCGCAAGGAAAAGAAGGACAAGAAGAAGGACAAGGCAAAACAGGAAAAGCUCGCGCGUGCGCUGGAUGCCCACCUACAAGCCGAUGCCGCCGCGUCGGUCAAAGCCGAGGAGGACGUGAAGAUCAAGGUCGACCCCGAGGACAUCAUCAAGCCUGCCGAGGAGCUCGUGCCGUUUGCGCUGCCGCUGGCCGACGACAAGACACACAAGAAGAUCUACAAGCUGAUCAAGAAGGGCGCCAAGCUCAAGUCGAUCCACCGGGGCGUAAAAGAGUGCGAAAAGGCCAUCCGGAAGUGCCCGCCCAAGGCGGUCGCGUCGGGCGAGGCGCCGGCGCCGGGGCUGGUCAUCAUCGCGGGCGACAUCUCGCCCAUGGACGUCAUCAUGCACUUCCCCAUCCUCUGCGAGGAGCACGGCGUGCCGUACCUGUUCGUGCGGUCGCGGGCGGACCUCGGCGUGGCGGCCUGCACGAAGCGGGCGACCAGCGUGGUGAUGCUCAAACCCGAGGGCAAGAAGGGCGGGAGCGGCAGCAACGCGAACAACAACAACAAGGGCAAGAAAAAGGACGAGGAUGACGAAAUGGAGGACGCCGAGGAUAAGAAGGUCAGCGCCGAGGAGUACCUCGAGGCGUGGAAGGAGCUGGUCAAGACGGCAGAGAAGCAGUGGAAGGUGCAGGUGCAGCCGUGGGUCAAGGGCACUCACCCGCUGCAGAUCGCCGCGAGGGAGCGGGCGAGGCAAGCAAGCUUGUGAGUCUGGUUCAUUGACACGGAAGCUCCUUCCGACACGACAUCUGGCACGGCGCAAGGGUCAAGUCCAAAUGGCACAUGCGGACUGCCUUUGCCUUGCUUAUAACGCCUUCCGUCCUGCCCACGGUCACGGCGAUUGACUGGGCUGGGUCCUCGACGCCACAACGGCAACCGCCAUCUGAGCUGGUUGUCCACACCCGCCGGCUACAUGCAUUACCAUGAGUUGGCUUUGCUACGUUGGCUUAUUUGCUCUCUUGUCUAAUGGGCGGCGUUAAGAGGGUUGGGAUCUCGGCACGGAUUGCACCAGGAGGCUAGAGGGGACUCUUGCAUGUAAAUAGUGAAAACACGAAAAAGUUUGUCUUGUCCC